Molecule: messenger RNA, 3819 nt
Organism: Metarhizium acridum CQMa 102
Lineage: Eukaryota; Fungi; Ascomycota; Sordariomycetes; Hypocreales; Clavicipitaceae
Product: Antiviral helicase ski2
Biological process (GO): nuclear-transcribed mRNA catabolic process, 3'-5' exonucleolytic nonsense-mediated decay
Cellular component (GO): Ski complex
Molecular function (GO): ATP binding; RNA binding; RNA helicase activity
Source: RefSeq, a predicted model, not a curated record
AUGGCCGGAAUCGAUGCCCUCCUGCUCGCGCAGGACGAAGAUGGGUUGUCGACGUCCCUGUCUGGUAACUCACAAAGGCUGGAUUCCGAGGCCCUCAAGCGUCACCUGGAAGACAAAUUUCUGACACCUUCACGUGAGUUCUCGAGCGAAUGGCUAAACCUUUUGCAGCAACGAUGGGAAUUCGAAACGGAGUAUACCUCCCUAUUUAAACUGGCACCCACGCAGACUCGUACUGUGACGAGGUUUCAACGCCAUGGGCUUGAAGGUCGAGUCACUGGCUACAAGAACGUAACAUUACCCUCAAAUAGUGCCACGGCCAAGAACUCAACUAGCUUGCUUCGAAAACCGGCCAACCGAGCCGACUUUGUUCGUGGAGCUGCCGGGUUCUUUCCUUUUGCUCCUGGCGGGCUUGAUGGUAUUGAAGCUACAGCCGCGCUCGAGGACCAGGUUCACACAGGAGGGGUUGAAGAAUGCUCGAGAGCCAACAAGCUUGACAGAGUUAUCCAACUAGGCGAAGGGGGACUACUACAGAUAGCCCCAGGUCUGGAUACAGGUAUCGAUUUCAGCAUGAAGAAAAAUGCUGCCGAUGAAGAGGCGGCGAACGCUGUUCAGGAAGCUUUGGAAGAGGAGCCCGAAAACGCUGGGUCAGUGGAGGAGACAGAAGGGGAGAUCCCGGAUGACACGCCAGCAGAUGCAUCCGAUACAGGGGAAGAUGAAGACGAUAUCGAUGAUAUCCUCCCUAUCGAAUUCCCGGCUCUGGAACCCCAUGGUGUGUUGGCAGCAUCAAGUGCCCGUAAGGCUGGCCGUGAAUGGGCACACAUGGUAGAUAUCCGACAAGGAAUGCCCAACUUUCGAGAAUUGGUACCUGACAUGGCUAGAGAGUGGCCAUUCGAGCUGGAUACUUUUCAGAAGGAGGCUGUUUACCAUCUUGAGAACGGCGAUUCUGUCUUCGUUGCUGCCCAUACAUCAGCAGGCAAAACAGUUGUCGCUGAGUAUGCCAUUGCGUUGGCUGCAAAGCACAUGACGAAAGCCAUCUACACAUCACCAAUCAAGGCAUUGAGUAACCAGAAGUUUCGAGAUUUUCGACAGACGUUUGAUGAGGUCGGGAUUCUCACCGGCGACGUGCAGAUUAAUCCCGAGGCUAGCUGCCUGAUUAUGACGACGGAGAUUCUACGAAGCAUGCUUUACCGCGGAGCCGACUUGAUUCGUGACGUCGAAUUUGUAAUUUUCGACGAAGUUCACUACGUGAAUGAUUUUGAGCGGGGAGUGGUCUGGGAAGAAGUCAUUAUUAUGCUGCCAGAGCAUGUUACACUUAUUCUGUUGUCGGCCACCGUUCCGAAUACGUAUGAAUUUGCGUCAUGGGUUGGCCGCACGAAACAAAAAGAUAUCUAUGUCAUUUCGACCUCCAAGCGCCCUGUUCCUCUCGAGCACUAUAUCUGGGCCGGCAAGGACGUCCACAAAAUCGUCGACUCAGACAAGAAGUUUAUUGAAAAGGGAUGGAAAGAUGCACACGGAGCCGUACAGGGCAAGGAGACGCAAAGACCCGCAGAGACUACGAUGGCCAUGAGAGGAGGCAAUCCUCGAGGCGGACAACGUGGUGGCCAACAGCGUGGAGGACCCCAACAACGCGGUGGACGAGGAGGUGGCCAACAACGAGGUGGAAAUCAGCAAAGAGGCCGCGGAGGGCCACCUCGCGCCAGUCAUGCCCCCGGCCACAUGGGUCGCGGAGGUCGUGCUGGUGGCAUGACUUCUGCUGCGCAAGACAAAAAUCUUUGGGUACACCUCGUUCAGUUCUUGCGAAAAAAGUCUCUCCUGCCAGCUUGUAUCUUUGUCUUUUCCAAGAAGAGAUGUGAGCAAAAUGCGGAUGCUUUGAGCAAUCAAGAUUUCUGCACGGCCCAGGAGAAGAGCCAUAUUCACAUGAUUAUCGAAAAGUCUAUUGCACGAUUAAAGCCCGAAGACAGACAGUUACCCCAAAUUGUCAGGCUGAGAGAACUGCUCAGCAGGGGUAUAGCAGUUCAUCACGGCGGAUUGCUACCAAUCGUCAAGGAAUUGGUGGAAAUACUGUUCGCCCAGACCCUCGUGAAGGUGCUCUUUGCUACCGAGACAUUUGCCAUGGGUCUGAACUUGCCAACUCGAACUGUUGUCUUCUCAGGCUACAGAAAGCAUGAUGGACACUCAUUCCGCAAUCUGCUCCCCGGUGAGUAUACUCAAAUGGCUGGCCGAGCCGGUCGCCGUGGUCUGGACACUGUUGGAUCAGUCAUCAUUGUUCCACCGGGGGGUGCCGACGACGUGCCGCCUGCCGCUGAGCUCCGCAACAUGAUACUGGGUGAGCCGUCUAAGUUACGGUCUCAGUUCCGUCUCACCUACAACAUGAUCCUCAACUUGCUCCGGGUCGAAGCGUUGAAGAUUGAGGAGAUGAUUAAGCGCAGCUUCUCGGAGCACGCCACGCAGGCAUUGCUCCCUGAGCACGAAAAGGAUGUCAAGCUCGCACAAGCUGAUCUGGCCAAGGUCAAGAGAGAAUCGUGCAAGAUUUGUGACACCGCUAUGGACGAAUGUCACCAGGCUGCCCAAGACUUUAAGCAGCUUACCCUUGAACUGUACAAAGGUCUCCUCCGAAUCACAUUUGGGCGUAGAAUGUUUAGUCAACAGCGCCUCAUCGUGUUUAACUGGGAGGGUGUUCGGACGGUUGGCAUUUUGCUGUCAGAAGGCAUGAGCCCGAAGGGUACCCUGGAGGACCCUAUUCUUCAUGUCUGCGCUAUUAAACCACUGAGGGAAAGACGAGAUGCGACAGACCAAUUACCUUUCAUCCCUGCUUUCCGCAGGUACUUGCACAAACUGCCUCAGGGCAAGAGGCGCUUGCAGAUUAAGACUCUCCACGUGCCGCUGAGCGAUGUGGAGUGCUUGACCAAAUGGGUUCUCAAGGGCGCAGUCCCAGAGAUCUUCAAGGGUGGUGAAGCUGGUCAACAAGCCAUGGAGAAACUACAGGAUCUUUGUUCCGGCUGGGACAGCCGAUGGGAUGAAGUGGAUAUGGGCAAGAUCAAAAGCAUGCAGUUGCAGGAGAUUGUUGAGAAGAGAGUGCAGUUGGUCAAGGCGAUUUCCAUGUCUCCGGUCAUUAAAUGCCCAGCGUUCUUGAAACACUUCGCCAUGUGCCACGACGAAUGGCUCAUCAAAGAGCAUAUCUCCCAGCUCAAGCAGUCCCUCUCUGACCAAAAUCUCCAACUCCUACCCGACUACGAGCAACGUGUCCAAGUUCUCAAAGAACUCGAUUUCAUCGAUGAUGCCACGCGAAUCCAGCUUAAAGGCAAAGUAGCAUGCGAAGUCCACUCGGGCGACGAACUCGUCCUCACCGAACUCAUCCUCGACAACGUCCUCGCCGAUUUCGAGCCCGCUGAAAUCGCCGCCCUCCUAUCCUCCUUUGUGUUCCAGGAGAAGACUACAGUCGAACCCACGUUGACAGGAAACUUGGAGCGCGGACGGGACACCAUUAUUGCUAUUUCCGAAAAGGUCAACGACGUACAGACCAGGUUGCAGGUGAUUCAGUCAGCGGACGACUCGAAUGACUUUGUGUCACGACCCAGAUUCGGCCUCAUGGAGGUGGUGUACGAGUGGGCAAGGGGGAUGAGUUUCAAGAACAUUACGGGCCUGACGGACAUACUUGAGGGUACUAUAGUGCGCACGAUUACGAGAUUAGAUGAGACGUGUAGGGAGGUGAAGAAUGCGGCGAGGAUAGUAGGUGACCCCGAGUUGUAUCAAAAGAUGCAAGAGGCGCAGGAGCUCAUCAAGAGGGAUAUUACCGCCGUGGCGAGCUUGUACAUGUAG